Messenger RNA from Selaginella moellendorffii, 1252 nucleotides. Its product is annotated as GDSL esterase/lipase At3g62280. The transcript has 6 exons. Bases 1 to 1143 code for a protein of 380 amino acids. Lineage: Eukaryota; Viridiplantae; Streptophyta; Lycopodiopsida; Selaginellales; Selaginellaceae. Gene Ontology annotation, molecular function: hydrolase activity, acting on ester bonds. The record is from RefSeq and is a predicted model, not a curated record.
AUGGAUGAGAAUGCUGCUACCGCUAGAACUCGAUCUGAGAGCUGGCGCCUAAUCUCCGGAGGUCGCCAGCUGAGGAGGGGUGCAAGAAGUGGUGGAUCGGCGGGGAGAGAGACUCAAGUCAAAGAUAAUGCAAAUAGAGGGUGCGAUUCAGGAGUCUUGAAGUACAAUGGAAUGGGAAAGGAGAUGGGGAACCCUAGCUGCGCUGGGGUCUCUCAAAACCACUCUCUUGUUGGCGACACAGGAGCCUCUGCUAAUGUGUUUCCAAGUAAUCCAGGAAAUCAGUCUCCUUAUGGUAUAACUUAUCCAGGAAGUCCAACUGGAAGAUUUUCAGAUGGAAGGCUUAUUAUUGAUUACAUAAGUGCUGGCUUAAAGUUCAAGUAUCCAGAGCCUUAUUUUGUGACUAUUAAUCCAGAUUAUAGGACUGGUGUCAACUUUGCUCAGGCUGGCUCAACAGCACUCAACACCGUCUUUCAAAAUCCCAUAUAUUUCUCUUACCAGCUGCAACAAUUUUUGCAGUUUAAACAGAGAUUACAAUCGGGUUACAAUUCAAACAGAGAUGCAUAUAGGAAGUCAUUACCUCCACUAAAGUUUUAUCAAACAUUCCUUUAUGCUGUAGAAAUUGGAGGUAAUGACAUUAUUAAUAAUAUAAUCUACAACAAUAAAUCUCUAUCAUAUAUUGCAAACAUUACUAUACCCACAGCAGUUGCAGCUAUCAAAUCUUCUUUACAAACUAUUUUUGCAUCUCCAAAUCCGACAGCAUAUGAUUCUUAUCAGUGCCUUAUUGCGUUUAAUAACAUUUCUCAAUAUUUCAACUCAAAACUUGUGGACGCUGUGGUUUCUCUACGAAAUCAAUACACUGACGCCAAAUUCUACAUUGCAGAUAUGUAUAACCCUUACUAUAAGAUCCUUCAAAAUAGUUCAGCUUACGGUUUUACGAAUAUACGAGAUGCUUGCUGCGGAACUGGGGCACCAUAUAAUUAUUCUCCUUUCCAACCAUGUGGAACACCUGGUAUAUCAAGUUGUUUAAAUCCCAGUACUUACAUAUCUUGGGAUGGUGUUCACUACACCCAACAUUAUUAUCAAAUAGUAGCAGAGUUCUUCUUAAGUGGAACGUUUUUAGAUCCAUCAACGAAAAUCUGCUAAACAGUAAGUCAAGAGCUGAAUGAAGUUAUUAAUAAUAUGCUGCACACCUUGUUAAACAUAAAUCAAUGUAAAAGUUUAUUAUAAACACAAAUUAAAUCUAAGUUUUAUG